GAUACGCAUGGAGCCUCCAUCACCCCCUGUCUCUUUUACGCACCGAGUCCGAUGAUGCGCGCAGGUACAGGGACCCUAACCGCCACGUUUCCAGCGACACUCACCGAUGAAUCUCCUCUUACAUGGACUAAUAUGAAAGAAGUGGAUGCAGAGGUCUGACACAGCCGAGAAAGGAGGCACGUUUCUUGUGGAGCAUUCUGGUUUUCCAUCCCCGAGCGUCAGCAUGGAUGUCUUAGCGAACUACAGUAUCUUUCAGGAACUUCAGAUCGUGCACGACACCGGCUACUUCUCCGCCAUGCCUUCGCUGGAGGAGAACUGGCAGCAGACCUGCCUAGAAUUGGAGCGUUAUCUUCAGACGGAGCCCAAGCGUCUGUCAGAACUCUUCGACCAAGACCUGGACGGCCUACUAACUCCCGCCUACCUGAAGGAGGACGGCGAGGAGGACGGCGAGGAGGAGCUGACGGACGCUCUGCUGCCAGACCUGCCCAACCUUCCGGAGCCCCCGAGCCCCCCUCCGGUCAUCCUCUGCCCAACGCGGAAGAAUAUCCCCUCCUCCGGUGCAAUGAAAAGAGACCUCAAACCUAAGGGCCAAGGCCUGGAAAACGUAGAAGCGAUGGAAGGGGUCCACCAGGCGCAGCUGAGCGCCGUCACCUCCCUGACGCCCCCCUCGUCGCCAGAACUGGGCCGACACCUCUUCAAACCCAACCAGACUCUGACAGCCUCCGCCGACGGGACGCUGACCCUAAAGCUCGUCGCCAGGAAGGCGGGGCUCAGCGCGGCUCGGCUGGUGGCGGCGCACUCGCUCCCGGUUCGGAUGAAGGACGAAGAGGAGGGGGCGGCGUGUGUUAUCGGGGUGGGGGAGCUACCGGAGAACAAGAAGAGGAUCCAUCGCUGUCAAUUCAACGGCUGCAGGAAGGUGUACACCAAGAGCUCCCACCUAAAGGCCCACCAGAGGACACACACAGGUGAGAAGCCGUACAAGUGCUCGUGGGAGGGCUGCGAGUGGCGAUUCGCCCGGAGCGACGAGCUGACGAGGCACUACCGCAAACACACCGGCGCCAAGCCUUUUAAGUGCAACCACUGUGACAGGUGUUUCUCGCGGUCGGAUCACUUGGCGCUACACAUGAAGAGGCACAUCUGAGGAAUCCGAGAGAGGUCAGCGGGAGUGGAAGAGAAGGGAAGGGGGAUGGAGGCGGAGUGGAAGAAGGAGAGGGAGCUUCUUCUGCAGAGAAAUAACACCAUGGAUGUAAGAGAGAGAGAAAAACUCUAAAUUUGGCCGUUCUGGACCGGAUGGAAAAGCACCGCACAAGUACGCUAGCUACGGAAACACAGAAGCCGGACAUAUCCCAAGUGUCAAUCUGUGCUCUACUAGUUGGUCCAUGAUUCCACGGCGAUGCCGUAACCUCACAAAUGUCUCCCGGUGUUGUGGCGUGGACGAUACAGACGCUCCGUCCCACCCCUCAUGUGUGUCUCAGAGGGGAUGGAUGGUGGACCGAGUGCCUGCAGUUGGCAGCUCUUUGUCGUCCGGCGCAACCGUCCCUCGGCUUCCAAAAUGUUCACCCAGCGAGCACACCAACGCCAAACUGGACCAGUUGUACAGUGAUUUCUGCUCUUUGUAUAUUCGAGAUUUCCUUUUUCUUCAAAAGUACCUUGAGUUGAGAACAGUUAUUUCCUGACAGUAGCUCAACAGAAUCUUCUCGCAGGGUAAGCAAGCGGGAUUUCUCUCCUUCAAACCUGCCACAGCCUUUACAAAUCACCAAAGGGUUUAUCAUCUGAUAUAUAGUAUAGAUACUUUAUCAAUCUUCCAACUGGAUACAUGUAUAAAUCCUUCUGGUUCUUUGGCAUCGGAGCGUUCGAUUGGAUUUGAGGAUUGGAUUGUUGCACUUAGGUGCUGUUAAGACAGAGGGAGGUCAUCCCGAGGACUGGCUUGCUUCACGAACAUCAUCCAUUGAGGGUCAACACUGGAUGAGGCUAACUGAUCCACUCUGGGAAAGACUGUUCAUCUCCUUGAAUGUCUUCAGGAACAGAUCGUCUCAUGAGAGGACAGACCAUCCAUCAAAAGUGUUUUCCCUCUCCAGGAUCUUACGAGUUGUUGUCAGGAACGGUUGCACAAUUGACAAACUUUUUGUAAAAAUUCCCCCCCAAGCGCUGGCUGGCUUCCACAUGCCGUCCGUGUGCGGGAAGCCACAUGCACAAGUCGAAGCAGCUAGUGGACUGCAAUAGCACACUGAACAAGAUUACCAUGUAUAAUGAAGGCUACACUGAAGAAAAGAUUAUCCUAUUUGUUGAAAACUGACAUUAAAGAGACCAUUUUGAAGGAAACAUCGGAAAAGGAGGCAGCCAAAAAAGUGUCUACUGUAAUGCCUGAAAUGAUCUCUUUGGCCUUUAAGAGUGAUUGGCAGCUACAGUCACUGGGUUGAGGAUUUUGUCCUGUUCACACCACCCAUUCAGAACUCCUAAAAGCCGCAUUCAACAGCUCUCCUAAUCGGGCCCUAUGCAUUUCCAAGAACAUUCCUGCAGACUUCCUGACCUCACAUGCAUGUCUGAACGCAGAUUGCUGGACACGGAAGGACUUGUGGGACAAAUUCAAUCAAUUGGGUGGCUCUUCUUGGAGCGAAUCAAUUUGAAUGUAUCUGUUGUAAGUCUGUACAUGUUGCUAGGCCCAUGAAAACACACAUGUGAGUUUGUAGUUUCACUGUUGAACUGAAUGGCCUCGGAAACAACUAGCUAGUCAUGGCUGUUGGCUUUUUACUGGUGGGGGGGGAGUGUGGAUUUCAAGUGGGUGGCAGGAAUGGGUUAGGGGAGAAACACAUCUGCUCCGUCAGCACAUGAUAACAGCCCCAUCAGCUCUUGAAACUGCAGAGGAGUGAAACCCAUACACACGACACAUGCAUACACUCCUAGAGAACUGGAAUUACCAUUUGUCCUUGGUGAUCUGAGUCUUGUCCAACAGAACAAAGAUCUAGCUUUUUGCUCUUGCCAUCUUUGAUCCACCGAUAGAAAUACAUUUUCAAUGAGCAUCGAUUCAACUCAAGCGCACAUAAAACAAACAGGCAGCUCGGACAAAAAGUAGAUUUUCAGGAUUCCUACGAACAGAAUUUGGAACUACUAUGUCAAUGUGUUUAUUUCUUUAUUUUACAAGACUUGUAAUACUUUGAGGCAAAGUGAGGCACACAGCAGCCUGCUUUUUUGGCAGGGGAAGCAGUAAAUUGAUUUCACUCUGUAUACCAGCGGCGCAUUUCAAUUUCGGGUAUGAAUGCAGCCCCGCUCAAUCAUAUCUGCACAUGAUCUGUCCGCGGCUCUGGAAGUAGAAGCUGUGUGCUGCUUUGCAUAAAUAUUGAACUCCUUCUGUCUAAACGUGCAAAUACACCAGGCUCACUUUUUAUAUUGAACAUCUCGGUGACAGGCGUUUAUUUGCAAAGACAACAUGGAGGGACCACAAUAGAAACCACGUUUUUCUCCUGGUUUAUUUUCAAAAAGACCAAAAAUUCUCAACAACCAUUCAGGUUGCAACGCUUUCAAUGCUACCAUCCACACUUGGAAUAAGCGAAAACCGUAGCAACGUUUGUAGAAAAUGUAAAAAUGUCCAGUUCAGAUGGGAAAGUCGGAGCAGGUUUGUGGUUUUCCUGCUCAUGGAUUAAAUGAAGAAUAGCAGUUUAACUCAUGGGUUAAAAUGGUAUCAUCAAUGGCAGCUCUACUUGUGUGUUUCAGUAUUUCAAUGGGCACCCUCUUGUUGCGAAUGUGUGGGAAUGUGCAGAUCUGAAGUGUUUUUUUGUCCUGUACCAAUCACAGAAACACUCAAUGUGUUUCAUUUUCCGGAGCGGAGACAUGGGAAUAUUCAAAAUACUGAACAAUUUUAACAAAUGUCAAAGACUGGAGGGUUUCAAAAUGUGAAUGUGUUUUCCGGAAAGGUUGUUUCAUGUUGUCAGAGGAAGCGGUUGAGUUCUGUGUCAUCUUAAUGAAUGAUUGUCAAUUCUGCCGUGCCUGUGUGUUCUUCGUCUGUUUGUAUUUGCACUCUAAAUUUUUCGGGGGAGAAAUCACUCGCAUAUCUGAUGUUUCCUGUCCGCUCUGACACUUCACACGACGACCCCCCGGGUGAUAAAACACUGAUCACAAAGUCUGUAUAGUAACUGUUUUUUAGCACAAAUGUACACACGCUCACACACAUGCAUGCAAACACCCCCUAAACAGACAUAAACAUACAUGCACAUUCAAAAUCACACACACACACACACACACUCCGUUCUCCUUGUGUGUUUUUCACAGUUUCUUCAUGCCACCUUGUGGGAGUCAGAGAUCCAGACUGCAGCUUUUGCUCUGCUGAGGGGGGGGGGACAUUACUAUGUGUGACACCACCUCUGUUUCCACUAGGUCUGAAUUUCAAAUCAAACGCACCCCCCUUUUCUACCAGCAUUCCCUCAUCGCCCCCCCUUUCUCCCUCUUCCAUUUUCUCAGAUAUGAUCCCUUUCAACUCCUCUCCUCUGUCCAACUCCCCCCCCCCCACCUCCCUCCCUCCCCCCGCCCUCUCCUCCACCUUUUUCCUCCGUUGUCUUUCUCCUUUUCUUUCUUCGCUGUACAAAGUGUUUCAAAUUUAUCAUUUGUAUAUUAUGAUGUAUGGGUACGAUAAUGUUCUUUAUUAUGGAAAAAUGAGAAAGAUUUAUUUUUGUUACCGGUUUGUUUCAUAAUUCCUUUUUUAAAUUGGUAUUGUAAUAUCUCUAUGCAAGGAACUGUUCGGUGAAUCGUUUUUAUUUAAGAAUGUAAUUAUGUGUAAUAAAUGGUAGAAGCAG
This is a messenger RNA of Gymnodraco acuticeps, 4787 nucleotides long. RefSeq names its product Krueppel-like factor 7. NCBI's taxonomy places the organism in Eukaryota, Metazoa, Chordata, Actinopteri, Perciformes, Bathydraconidae. Gene Ontology annotation, molecular function: DNA-binding transcription factor activity, RNA polymerase II-specific; RNA polymerase II cis-regulatory region sequence-specific DNA binding. The record is from RefSeq and is a predicted model, not a curated record. The transcript is spliced from 4 exons. Gene Ontology annotation, biological process: regulation of transcription by RNA polymerase II. Bases 146 to 1141 code for a protein of 331 amino acids.